Molecule: messenger RNA, 452 nt
Organism: Effrenium voratum
Lineage: Eukaryota; Dinophyceae; Suessiales; Symbiodiniaceae
Source: the annotation of a GenBank genome assembly
AGGCGCUGGCCUCCAACAAGAAGUUGCCGGCGCUGCUGCGAUACAACCUCCGCCAGGCCAUCACCUUGGACAUCUUCCUGGUCUUCAUCGGCGUGGUGGGCGGCCUCUUUAAUGGAGCCUUCUCCCUGGCUGGCAGCCCCAUCCCUCUGGAGAUCUCAGGUGUGUUCAGCACCGGGGUGUACCUCCUUGUGACCGGCUGCUGCCUGUACUCCAUUGCAGUUAGCCUGUCUGGGAACUUCCCGAGCGGCCUGGGCCCCUUCUCGGACAUUGCGGAGUUUCAGAUCUUCGACACCGCGCCGAGCGACGGAAAGGAAGAUGCCUCGAAGUUCUUCAACAAGCUGUUCAAAGAUGACAAGCCUGAGAAGUGAGCUCGUACAUAGCGUGCCCUUUGCAUCCAGGCCAAUGUCUAAGGGUGGAAGUACUUACCGGUUCCUUGUUCAUGCCCCUUUGCU